Molecule: messenger RNA, 1059 nt
Organism: Racocetra persica
Lineage: Eukaryota; Fungi; Glomeromycota; Glomeromycetes; Diversisporales; Gigasporaceae
Source: the annotation of a GenBank genome assembly
AUGUCAAACUCUAAAGCACACUCAGAAUUCCUUUCAUACAUUCAUAAUUAUAGUUCACAUGCCAAAAGUGAUAACAAUAACUACGAAGGUGGUAAACAACGAUCACCUAGGAGUAGGUGCACAACUCCUGAACCAAUUUUUGAUAAUGAAAGACAAGUAGAUCGUAAACAAUCUCAUCAAUUAUACUCCUCAAAGUAUUUACACCCUGAUCAACCAUCACCUCAUUCAUCCAGAAAUAUACGUACGAGUCCUGAACCAAGUAUUAAAAAUGAGAUUCGUUGUUGUAAAUGUGGUCAGACAGGGCAUUUUAAGAGUGAAUGUCCGCAAAGCAAUAAUCAAUCGCAACCUAAUAAUCAAUUCCCACAAUCUCAACAUCAAUCCCAACAACUACCCUCUGACCAACCACAGGUGCAAAACUUUAAAAAAAGUAUGAACAGAAAUUAUCAAGAUAAUUAUCAGGAUCAUUCUUAUUCAUCCUGGAAUAAGAGUAAACCUUUGGAAUCAAGCAUUAAUAAUGAUAUUUUAUAUUAUAAAUACAUUCAUCAAUCACCUCAGGGAUCUCGAUAUUAUCAACAGUCUCAACAACCAUAUUCCAUAAAAUACUCGCAGUAUGAUCAACUGGAGCAAAAUUAUUCAAGAAGUACACCAAGAAAUCAUCAGAAUCAAUCUCACUCGCUUAAAAAUAAGCGCGCAAAAUCAGAACAAAAUAUUAAUCAAUCAUAUCAAAAAUCUCAACCUAAUCAACAAUUUCAGCAAUCCCAACAACCAUUUUUCAAUAAUUCAAAGAAUAAGCAUACACCACCUGAACCAAUUACUAAAAAUAAUAAUCAAAAUCAUAAACGUGAACAGAAUGAACAUUUUAAAAAAAAUUAUCAACAAGUUAAGGAUCAAUCCCAUCAGAAACCUCAACAAUCCCAACAAACCGGACCUAGUCCAACCUUGAUUAUUAAUGUUGUACAAUCUCAGAAAGCACCUAAGCAGGAGCAAGCUCGAGAUAUUCUGCAUUUUCGGGUAAUAAAAAAGAAAAGUGAUUUAACCAAUGGAAAGGGAUUUUCAUGA